AUUUAUAAUCGAAACAAUGUGGCAACAUGGCCAUAAUGCAUACAGUGAUUGCGUGUACAACUUUAUAAAGGAUGAUUCAACUAAAUACAUACAUACAAAUAUGAAUUAUGCAGCAUAUUGUAACAGUAUGCCAAAAAUUAAAAAAUAAACUCAAUGGAAAUAAGUGCAAAUAAAAAAGGUAGAUAAAAUCAAACAAAGCGCAAUGCCGUCGAUGCGAGCUACACAUUUCACAAGGCUAUUGACCCAACCGGCAGCGAGUAUAUUAUUUGUUUUAAUAUUUAUGUGCCAUGAAAAUGAUUUCAAUUUAAUUGAAACUGCUGCCGAUGUGAUAACGGAUCCCAAAUUCAGUUUUCCAAUUGCAAAUGUGACAGCGUCUGUGGGGCGUGAAGCGUUUCUAACUUGCGUUGUACAAGAUUUGGGUUCAUACAAGGUUGCGUGGCUGCGUGUAGAUACUCAAACAAUUUUAACAAUACAAAACCAUGUUAUCACAAAAAAUCAACGUAUCGGCAUAACGAAUUCCGAACAUAAAACGUGGACAAUGAAAAUCAAAGAUAUCAAAGAAAGCGAUAAAGGCUGGUAUAUGUGUCAAAUAAAUACAGAUCCAAUGAAAAGUCAAAUGGGCUAUCUGGAUGUGGUAGUCCCGCCGGAUAUCCUCGAUUAUCCCACCAGCACGGAUAUGGUUGUACGCGAGGGUAGUAAUGUGACGCUCAAAUGCGCGGCUACCGGCUCACCAGAGCCAACAAUUACAUGGCGGCGCGAAAAUGGAGUAGCCAUUGAAUUGGCCAACGGUACAGAGG
Molecule: messenger RNA, 797 nt
Organism: Rhagoletis pomonella (apple maggot)
Lineage: Eukaryota; Metazoa; Arthropoda; Insecta; Diptera; Tephritidae
Product: limbic system-associated membrane protein-like
Cellular component (GO): neuron projection
Source: RefSeq, a predicted model, not a curated record